AUGACAGAUAACAUAUUUCUGUUUGUACCUAACAUUAUUGACUAUUGUCGAGUGAUCUUUGCGUUCAUGUCUUUCUACUAUAUGCCUACAGACCAUUAUAAAGCAGCGUGUUUAUAUUUAUUAAGUGGUUUUCUAGAUGAAUUCGAUGGCCGCCUUGCUAGACUUUUAAAACAAACUAGUAAACUGGGUGCACUGUUAGAUCAGCUGACUGAUCGGAUAAUUACGAUGUGUAUGUGUGCGGUGCUGUGUCAUUUCUACCCAACUUAUAUUCUCUUCUUCCAGUUCAGUAUGGCACUUGAUAUCUUCAGUCACUGGGUUUAUCUACACAGUUCAUUGAUGAUUGGCAAAGAGAAUCAUAAACACGUCGAUUUGUCAGAAAAUUUUAUUGUACGUCAUUAUUAUACAAACGAACAUGUAUUGUCUGUAAUGUGUUUAGGUAAUGAAAUAUUUUACUGUUUACUUUACCUUCGGCAUUUCACCAUCGGACCAGUUUUAGGAAAUCUUUCCAUUGGUUUGUGGACUUUACUUCUGUUUGUUGCUGCUCCAAUAACUAUUGCUAAGAUGGUCAUAAGUGGUGUACAAAUGGUCAUAGCUUGUCGGAACAUAGCUGCCAUUGAUAUCACGGAACGAGAGAAGGAAGCACGAGAAGAAAGGAACAAAUAUAAGGGAGAAUAG
Messenger RNA from Patella vulgata (common limpet), 675 nucleotides. Its product is annotated as CDP-diacylglycerol--inositol 3-phosphatidyltransferase-like. Bases 1 to 675 code for a protein of 224 amino acids. The record is from RefSeq and is a predicted model, not a curated record. NCBI's taxonomy places the organism in Eukaryota, Metazoa, Mollusca, Gastropoda, Patellidae. Gene Ontology annotation, cellular component: membrane; Golgi apparatus. Gene Ontology annotation, biological process: phosphatidylinositol biosynthetic process. The transcript is spliced from 6 exons. Gene Ontology annotation, molecular function: CDP-diacylglycerol-inositol 3-phosphatidyltransferase activity.